Neltuma alba is the source of this 1595-nucleotide messenger RNA. RefSeq lists its product as uncharacterized. The transcript is spliced from 2 exons. Lineage: Eukaryota; Viridiplantae; Streptophyta; Magnoliopsida; Fabales; Fabaceae. The coding region runs from base 1114 to 1455 and encodes 113 amino acids. Gene Ontology annotation, molecular function: 5S rRNA binding; structural constituent of ribosome. Gene Ontology annotation, cellular component: ribosome. The record is from RefSeq and is a predicted model, not a curated record. Gene Ontology annotation, biological process: translation.
CCCUUCUGUAUCUUGCCAACGAAAGAUCCAAGCAUCUCCAAAACAAGCUAUGGCUAUUUAUACAGGUAAAGUGGAGGAAGCCAUGAAAUUUCCUGAAACCAAGCCAGUCUGUGGAGUGGAGCCAUGUGUAGGGCGUAUGGGUAUGCAUAGCAUUCAAUGACGCUUGACGAGUCAGUCUCUCUCUUAAAACGCUGAGCAGAUCUGACCAUCGACUUUUAGAGGGAGAGCCUAUAAUUUGUUGUCCUUGUCUCGCUGUUCAGUUGAUUCAAUCCAUUCGGUUUUCGGAAAAAAUUGACGGUUGAUACGGCAAGAUUUUUUUUCCCCUCAAGACCCGGUCGCCCUUUGCUAAUAUUAUUUAUUGAUCUUACAGCACUUUCUGACAAUAAGCAUAUUUUAGAUGUUGUCGGAUGGAAGUUUCUGAAACGCGAAAGAAGUUAAAGAACUUCACAAUAGAUUGCAAUGUGUGUUUAAGGGCUGAUGAUUUCUUGUCUGUUGGGGGCUAUUCCAUUUAAGGUGAAGAUUCCUUUUUAGGGGUAAACGAUGACGGCGGAGCCCAAAUUACUAACACGUGAACGUUUGGCACCGUUGUUGGUAAGAAGUUUGUGUAGGAACCAAGAAUUCAGCUUAGGUGUUCGAAGGGAGCAUACCUUUCCCGUGAUAUUCGCGGAGAAUUCAAAUAUAAUAAUAAAGCGAGAUGAUCUACAUCAUAAUGUCAACCUUAGAUCAAUUAUGGUUGAGUGCUAGAAUAACCAAUUGAUGUGAUCAACUGGACUCAUCAUACAUUGUACUAGCAGGAUACAUGCACGUACCUUAGCCGCCUAGAACCAUAUUGUGCCCCGGCUGCUGUUUUGUCACUCUAAAAGAGGUCCCUUUUUUUCUUGGGUUUUGGGAGAGGUGGGUCAUGAGUUACUAUCAUCAUUAACUGAACAGUCCAGAAUUCGAAGUUCAACUUCGACCAUCAAUCAAAAAAGGUAGUGCAUUAUACACAGCACAUUCGAUACUCGGGAGGAAAAUGAAGGCCCAAGUUACAUUGGGCUUUAGCCCAUAUGAAACUAGAAGAAGAGGGUCUCGGGACGUCGGGUCUGGCUUGACGCUAGUCUGAAUGAGACGGAAAUGGGGGAGAAGAGAUUCUUGUUAAGACUGUUCAUAUCGGUGAAGCACAUAACGGCAAACGUCAUGGACGAGAGCAACGGUAGAAUAGUGGCGACGGCAUCGACGGUGGAGCACGCGAUCAAGGACGCUUUUGACCCCAGGGCGUCGGCUUCGGCGAUCGGAGAGGUGCUGGCGAUGCGGCUGAAGGCGGAAGGGCUAGGAAGUGGGGCCCGCAUCGACGCUGCGAAGGAGAUCGAGAAUAAGGAGCUCCACACCUGUCCCAAGGCACGGGCCAUCGUUAACGCCAUGAGGAGCCGGGGGCUCCACAUUGUUCUUCCCCAUCACGAUGGCUCCUCGCCUUAGAUCUUAUUUUGGGCUUUAUCUUUGGGCCUGCCACUGUGAUUUGGGCUUUUCUGAUCAUUUCAACCCAGGUACAGACUUGACAGGUUUUGUCUAAUCUUGUUAUGGAUCUAAACAAAGCCCAUUACUUGCUAGUCUGCUCU